Molecule: messenger RNA, 2530 nt
Organism: Gadus morhua (Atlantic cod)
Lineage: Eukaryota; Metazoa; Chordata; Actinopteri; Gadiformes; Gadidae
Gene: nadk2
Product: NAD kinase 2, mitochondrial
Exons: 12
Coding region: 581-1885 (434 amino acids)
Biological process (GO): NAD+ metabolic process; NADP+ biosynthetic process
Cellular component (GO): mitochondrion
Molecular function (GO): NAD+ kinase activity
Source: RefSeq, a predicted model, not a curated record
CCUACGUGCUGAGCGACGCCUCCCGUGUGUACAUCCCAUGCAACCAGUGCUCUCGCGUGGUCGUGAUGGCGCGUGCCAUGUAGGCUACUUUACAUAUAGGAGUCGAUCUGGAUAAGACGUCAAACACAAGGCGACCUAACAGGUGCAGGGCCGAUCCAAGUCGGAGUCUUUAAUAUCGCAGUUUACGACGUAUGAGUCUCUGACGAGUUGUUGUGAAGCUAGGUGCUAACUUUAGCUUAGUUGCUAAACUGGUAACGUAACGUCUGUUCUUUAUGGUAACUAAAAUAACAAGUGACUUGUGCUAUUGCUGUAUGUGUUUUGCGUUCGGUGUCAAAAAACGUGGUUAGUUCCAAAGUGUAGCGGAUGACUUGUAAGGUCACCAGACCCACUCUGAUUGUGACCUUCUUUGACAGCUGUGGGUGGGUGUGUGUGUGUUUGGUUCGUCUCCCCGCAUCUCGUGUGUUGUUGAGGUAGAACAAGUUUAGAUAAACAACUCAAAAAGCAUUCAUGAAUUCUCCCAGGCCAACAGUGAGGCUCUCUAACUGACUACUACUAAUACUUUCUAGAUGUAACACAGCUGAUGCUUCCACAUAACUGUCACAAAAUGACCCGUCCAUCCCUGCUCAACUUCUUUUGCGCUGGGAAUCGAACCAUUGAACUUCUAUGCGGACGCGCCUCUGCGCGUCGCCCGCAUUCAUCACACACAAUGCGAAGCGUCGUUUCGCGACCCGCUUCUGGAUUCAGACCGUCAAAGGUGGCGGUGGUGACAAAGACCACCCGCUGCGAGUUCGAGCAGCAGCGGUAUCGCUUUGCAGGGUUGUCUGAGGUCGACUUGAAACAGCUGCUUGCCAUGAAGGGGUCCAGCUACAGUGGUCUUCUGGAAAGACACACCAUCCACACUCGAAAUGUGGAGCAUAUUGUGAAGAGUUUGGAAAAAGAAGGCAUUGAGGUGCGAGUUGUGCGCAGAGGGGAAUAUGAUGAAGAAGUGGUGCGAUGGGCCGACGCCAUAAUUUCUGCAGGAGGUGAUGGGACAAUGCUACUGGUUGCCAGUAAAGUUUUUAGCAAGGACAAACCAAUUCUUGGAGUAAACACAGACCCUGAGAGGUCUGAGGGGCACCUGUGUCUGCCUGUCCGCUACACCCAUGCCUUCCCAGAGGCCUUGGAGAGACUUCAGCGGGGAGAUUUCAGGUGGCAGUGGCGCCAGAGGAUCCGGCUGCACCUGGAGGGAACGGGCAUCAACCCCACCCCUGUGGACCUCCACGAGCAGCAGCUGAGUCUGGAGCAGCAUCACAUGGCCCACCGCAUCACCACCUUGGAGAGACGCAGAGAAAGUGGAGCACAAGACGACAGCUUCUCGGAGCCCAAUCUCCUUCCUGUCAGAAGUCUGAAUGAAAUCUUCAUCGGAGAGUCUCUAUCCUCCAGGGCUUCCUACUAUGAGAUCUCAGUGGACGACGGGCCGUGGGAGAAGCAGAAGAGCUCUGGUCUCAGCAUCUGCACAGGGACAGGAUCUAAAGCCUGGUCAUAUAAUAUCAACAAACUGGUCGAACAAUCUGUUGAGGAUCUUCUCAAAAUAGGAAAGUCACAAACUGGGCUUGACAUCCCACUUGAUCCCGGAUUCAUUGAAAAAGUGACUGAGGAGUAUAACCAGUCUCUGGUGUUCAGCCCUGAGGACAAGCGGCUGUUCUUCAGUAUCCGCGAGCCCAUCGUCAACAGAGUGUUCUCCAGUAUUCGCCCCAGAGGAUUUGCCAAAAAAGUGUGUGUGCGCUCCCGAUGCUGGGACGCCUGCAUGGUGGUUGACGGCGGCACGUCCUUCGAGUUUAACGACGGCGCAAUAGCAACGAUCAGCAUGAGUGACGACGACCAGCUGAGAACCGUGGUCCUCUAGAAGUAUGCACUGCCGUAGGAUUGAUGUAAUCAUUUAUGGGUUGGUGUUUGGGGGCAUAAAGGGAAUUACACAUGCACCCAUUAACAGAUAGCUAACAAAUGUGUUUUUACCGUAUUGCACUGGUGUUCCUUGUGGACGCUCUUUUUCUUUCCUUCACGCCAUCCUUUAGUUUCUAUAGCAGUGUCGCACAAUCAUUUUUCAGUUUUAAUUUUUCCAGACAAAUCGUUUGGACAAGAAGAGGGAACGCUAAUGAAUAUGUAAAUAAGAAUUUUGUGUGAGAUUUUGUAUGAUUGGAUAUCAAGAAAAGGCUUGUUUUGAACUGCUGCUAAUGAUGAUCCAUUUCUGAGACUUUCUUUGAGAACAUGUUUUAAAUUGAAUCGUUUUUUUCGGGAGUUGCAACGCUUAAGUGUGCAUUCAAAGGUCAAGCUGUCAGUGCCAAUUUUUCUAUAACCGACUGAGGUAAAUAUGCUAUGGCUUGUUGGCUGUUGAUUUGAAAGUGAUUUUAAGCUAUUCUAAUCAAAUGAUUACAAAAAGGAAUCCAGAACCGACAAAUUUAAUUUACGUGGUUAUAUAUAUUUUUCUCCCUGCAAACCAUGUGAAGAGUAAUACUACCCAACCAAAAAUGAAUCGCUUUCCUAUUCCUCA